AUGAACUCAACAGGCUGUGUCAUUGAAGCAAAUCCUGAUGUAUCUGGAGUUGGUAUUCGCAUAUCUAUCUACACCCUCUGCCUGGGUGGAUCGGUAGUAAGCUACCUACUCCGUGUCUUGUCACCAGGCGAAGACCAAGAGGAGUUCUCGCGUGGUGUAUCCUCCGCGCUCGGCAUGCAAGGUCUAGCUCUCCUCUGCACAGCAAUCUACCAAACCUUCAAGGGUGAUCUGACGCUCUUCCACGCGAUAUGUGUCAUACACCUUCUUGCCAUCUUAGGCAUGGAUCUAGUCAACAAGGGCCGAUAUGCAGGCUUUGGCCCUUGGCGACUAUAUUUCUUUGCUUUUCUUCAGAUCCUAGCUCUGGGGGCCUUCGCCGCUUUCAACAUUUAUGUCUGGGUAACCGCGCCGCAUUUUGGAAGCCAGCCCAAGUGCAAUGCUAGCACUGUGUAUGUUGUGUUUGGCAUCAACAUUAACGCCGUAUCACCCGUCUUCCGCUAUAUCAUUCUUGGGACCCUGGGUCUGGUGGUCGCGAGUUAUGCCAUUGGCUUCACGUGCUUGCUACCGUGUCUGUGCGGAUACUAUCGAUAUCGCAAGCGACAUCCCUCGAGCGGAGACAGAAUCGAGGGGCAAAAGAGAGGAUGGCUCAAUUGGUUUAUGGAGGUCAAUUCUCCUGUGUAUCAGAGGAACAGAGACCCACCGGAGAGGCUGCACGGUCAAGCACUGUUGAAAUACACUCUGAACAGGGUCGCUUACUGCGCCUUUUGUGUAUACUUGAUUGUUUCUUUGGAGCAGACCAUCCGGCGGAAUGAUCUUGACCCUGAAGAAAAGGGGUGGACCUUCGGCCAGGUGAUUGCGAUUUUCUUGUUGUUGGGUGUCGCGAACGAGCUCCUCAACGUUUUCCUUGCAAGUUGGGACAGAAGGCAGGGUGAAGGAUCGUCGCAGCUGGAAUUGAGACCGAGUGCAGGAGACUCGGGAUCCUCGUUGCCCUGA
Penicillium brevicompactum is the source of this 990-nucleotide messenger RNA. RefSeq lists its product as uncharacterized. Bases 1 to 990 code for a protein of 329 amino acids. NCBI's taxonomy places the organism in Eukaryota, Fungi, Ascomycota, Eurotiomycetes, Eurotiales, Aspergillaceae. The record is from RefSeq and is a predicted model, not a curated record. The transcript has 2 exons.